This is a messenger RNA of Triticum turgidum subsp. durum (durum wheat), 606 nucleotides long. Lineage: Eukaryota; Viridiplantae; Streptophyta; Magnoliopsida; Poales; Poaceae. The record is from the annotation of a GenBank genome assembly.
AUGCUAGCAAUGGACCAGCAUCAUCAGGAGGAGUCGUGGUGUCCCCCUGGGUUUAUGUUCCAUCCCACAGAGGAGGAGCUGGUGGGCUACUAUCUGGCCAGGAAGGUGGCCGCCCAGAAGAUCAACCUCGACAUCAUCCAGGAGGUCGAUCUCUACUGGAUCGAGCCAUGCGGCCUGCAAGAGAGGUGCAGCGGCGGCAGGCGUGGAGCCGGAGCACGGCCGGGUCAGGAGGACCAGUCAUCGUCGGAGUGGUACUUCUUCAGCUUCAAGGACUGCAAGUACCCCAGUGGAACACGCACCAACCGCGCCACGCCGAUAGGGUUCUGGAAGGCCACCAGCAGGGACAAGCCGGUUACGUCGUCGCGUAGCCGGGGUGUCAUCGGCAUGAGGAAGACGCUCGUAUUCUACAGGGGCCGCACACCCAGCGCACCCAACGGUAGAAAGACCAACUGGAUCAUCCACGAGUACCGCACCCGGACAAGCGAGCACGCGCCCACACAGGAGGAAUGUUGGGUGGUGUGCCGGCCGUUCCAGAAGCUGGCGCCGAACCAGACGCAUUCUUACAUCUUCCCGGCGUACACUGCCGCGCCGGGCCUCGGGGGCUAG